AUGAAGCGAGGUGGGAACCGACUGUCUGCAGGCUGCCUUACAUCAGCCGAUGCUGUAUGUUCCGUCUGGUGCAAGGAGAUGCCUGUGUUUGUGUGCGUGUUGACAUACAUCCCCGGGCUAUCUCAGACCGUCCUGGGGCUGUACUCCUCCGGUCACGGAUCGGGAGGCUGGUGUGGAGGACGUGAUAAAGAGAAGGAUCGGAGGGAUCCUGGACCUCAUCGGGACCGGAGGCAUGUCGUAAUCGCCCGGUUGCCAAGACGGCAGACGAUCACACUGCCCAAGGCUGUGCAAAAAACCUGUGCCUGUCGAGGCGUCGAGACCUUGAAAAAACGACUGGACGGGGUUCAUAAACUGGCUGCAAUGGUACCCGAAGAAGGUAUUCAAGUGGUGCACCAACAGCGCCCUCCUUUGGCCUCUGAUUAA
This is a messenger RNA of Protopolystoma xenopodis, 423 nucleotides long. The record is from the annotation of a GenBank genome assembly. Lineage: Eukaryota; Metazoa; Platyhelminthes; Monogenea; Polystomatidea; Polystomatidae.